Messenger RNA from Penicillium canescens, 366 nucleotides. RefSeq lists its product as uncharacterized. Bases 1 to 366 code for a protein of 121 amino acids. The transcript has a single exon. The record is from RefSeq and is a predicted model, not a curated record. NCBI's taxonomy places the organism in Eukaryota, Fungi, Ascomycota, Eurotiomycetes, Eurotiales, Aspergillaceae.
AUGGCCCAGAUGAUGAUAUUGAGCUGGUCUGGAACGCGGCUUCAGCAUGUAAUCAGCGAUGAGAAUUCCAGCUUCUUUCACCAACAAUGCGACAAAGCUCUGGCCGUGUUCCGAUCGCACGGUGUCGUCCACAGCGACGGUGAGGGGCGCAAUAUGCUAUGGGAUGACCUGGGUGGCCGUUUGGUUGUCAUUGACUUGGAGGACGUGAGGUGGCUGAAGCGUCCUCGAACUCUAGAACCAAUAUCCGGCAACACGCGGCGUGGUCAUCGCGUUGGGAUGGGGAAAAACAGGCAAAGCCUGACUGUCCAGGUUGACUGCUGUGUGCACAUGAAGGUCCACGGAACCAUGGAUCACCGCGUUGGUUAA